UAGAUCUAGAAAUCUAGUACGUCAUAAUUCAUAAGAUUGUAACUUAUUUUUAGGCUAAAAUGUCUGACAGCGAUUUUGAAGAAGCUGAGAGUGAAAUUCACAGCAUUGAAAUGAAUAUUGUCUACCCUGAUGGAAAUCCUUCUAAAUAUAGUCUUUAUCUAGAAAAUACAGUUAAACAGGAGAAAGAAACAAUGCUCGAUAUUAGACACAUUCAAAAUCCAGAUGAAUAUGAGCUUGUGAUGAUUCAACCACUGAGACAAAAAACUGUUUUAGAGGAUUCAAUAACUAUUAAUGAUUAUGCAACUGACUUAGCAUCAUCUCAUGAAACUUAUCUAGAGAUAAGAAGGAAAGGAACACAGAAAACAUCUGAAAAGCAGCCUGGUGGUUUAGGAAACGUGGGUUCUUGUAUAACAUUAAAGUAGUUAACUGAAAGCAAAUUUAAUCAUUUACAUUUAUGUCACAUUUUUGUUUUUGUUUUCCCCUUUUUUUUUUAUCAUUGUCUUAAAGAUUUAUUUGAUCAUUUUUACAACUUAAAAACAAAUCAUUAUCUAGGAAAAAAGAGAGCUUAUUUUUUUAAACAAAUUCUAUUUUUAAAAAACUAGGAUACAUAUGAUAUACUACUAGUAUCAUAUCAUUUUACAAGAUACCUUUUUUCAGUUAGUAUUGUACUUUUUUUUGUAGUGGAUUUAAUAGUUUACUAGUUUCCCUAUUAUGCAGUCAGGUUAGCCUUAAAGGGUUUGCAAUUCUUCAGACUUUAAAGCUGUGAAACUAUCAAUAAUUACUGGUUUGUUUUUUGCUGUUGCCUUAUAGCUGUAAAACUAGCAAUAAUUACUGGUUUGUUUUUGUGACUGUCUUAUAAAAACAUGCACACAUGACCCUACCCUAUCUGGAAGAACUUUUCAACAAUGCCUCUCAGUAAAGUCAGAAAAGUUUUAGAAGUCACCAACCUACCACACAAGUACAACUAUGUCACUUCUUUUCAAAGUGAAUAACUUGUGUACAUUAAGACAAGAAGUGAAUGCUCUUAAAGCUCCUUUGGUCCUUACUCUGUAAGACUGUAUCAGCACUGCUCAUUGACUGGGGGAUAUGGAAAAGAUCAAGAUGUAUGAGUGUUUUAGUGACUUAAGUUUUUUUUUUCUAUAAAUUAAAUAAGACCAUAAAGUUAAAAUGUUAUUUAACCUUGAAUAGGCCAAAUACGAGAGUAUGCAUCCUCUGAUCGGAACCCUUUAGCUCAAGAAAACAUAAAGAAACUAGAACAGACACAAAAUAGAGCAGUGAGAUUCAAAACACUUCAAUAUUCAUAUUUAAUUAGAGAAACACCUCUAAAAAAAAUCAUUACAUUUAGAGACCCUUCAUGAUAGAAGACUAAAAUAUAAAAUAGCAAUUAUACAUAAAACACUGAACCCACUGAACCGUAAUCUUCAAAUACAAAACCUAAUAAAAUACUCAGACACAUUUCUUGGUCCAAAUGCUAGGACAAAUUUGUACAAAUACUCCUUCUUCUCAAGUCCUAUUAAAGCAUGAAAUGUGUUCCCUGAAUCAGCAAGGAAAAACAAUGACUUUGCAGAGUUUAAGUCAUUGACAUAAUCAUCUUCUUUUAUAAAAUAACAUCUUUAAUUUAUAAAUCUCGAGGAGUCUGUUAAUGACAAAUAAUUUCUUGUGAUUUAAUCAUAAAUUUCCUUGUAGGAACAAUAAAAAUGUCUUAGUCUCAAAUGUUUCUUGUAUUCUAUACAUUUGUCAAAUAGCCAAUAUUAUUUUAUUAUUUGUUCUUAAUGUUUGUUUUCAUUUAAACAAAUGUCAAAUUUUUAAAAUUAAAAUAUAAGUAAGAACUUUCAAUCAUUUAUGUCAUUACUGCUACUUACACAAGUAAGAUAUAUAAUAUAAUUAAUCCACUAACUUUAUGAUUAUUUUUGUUUUUCUUUUGUACUCUUAAGGGUUUGCAAGAAAUGUUGAGCUUUGCUUUUUAACUUCAUUUAUUGAGACCAUUUACUGUUUACAUCAAGUCUAAUAAAUCUCAAAUUAAUUAGCAAAAAUGUUAUACUAAGUCACUGAGAUGCAUAUUAUAAUGAUAUACUCGCAUAUAUGAACAUUCUCUUUAAAAUGUUGAUUGCUGAUUACAUUUGAAUCUAUCUAUGUCAGUGCAUGAAUGACAGAAUAAAACGUGUUUUCCCAACAGA
Molecule: messenger RNA, 2177 nt
Organism: Biomphalaria glabrata
Lineage: Eukaryota; Metazoa; Mollusca; Gastropoda; Planorbidae
Exons: 4
Coding region: 60-422 (120 amino acids)
Source: RefSeq, a predicted model, not a curated record